CCAGGAGUUAUGGUUUAUUCUGGAAUCAACCAUGAGCCUCGAACAGCUGAAGAGUAUUCCUUGCGCAUUGAUGCUGACCAUCACAGAGGAGAAUGCGCUAUUGAAACUCUUCCUUUCAAUGUAGUUACGAAUACAGUAUUCGACUACAUGCAUUUGGUGUGUCUUGGUCUGAUGGAGAAAAUUUUUCAAGGCAUUAUAGAUGGCAGAUAUGCAAAAACAGCAAAGCUUUCUGCAGAUAACAUUAGGAUCUUAGGUAACCGAUUAGCUCAGGUAGAACUGUAUUGUCCUUCUGAUUUUGCUAGGAAGCCUGUCGAUAUCGACAAGCACAGUAAAUUUAAAGCUACUGAGCAUAGGCAGAUUCUACUAUAUACUGGUCCAGCUGUUUUUCAUGGUUUGAUGACUCCUGCUGUUUAUAAACAUUUUCUUUUGCUCCAUACAGCAAUUAGGAUUUUAGUUAGUCCUUGGUGCUCUCAGGAAAAUGUUGAUUUUGCAGAACAGUGCAUUCAAAUAUUUGUUGGUCAUGCUUCACAAAUAUACGGUAUCGAAUUUCUUUCCUAUAAUACGCAUGCUCUAUUACAUCUUCCUGAUGAUGUAAGAUCUUUUGGACCACUUGAUGGUUAUUCAGCUUUUCCUUUUGAGAACAAUAUGACUUAUUGUAGAAAAUUAUGUCGGAAGCCAGGUCAACAUCUUCAACAAAUUGCAAAUAGGAGAUCAGAACAUUGUCAAGUCAAUAGUCAUGAGAGGAUAAAUACAAAUAGUUUGAAAUUCGUUGGAAGGCAUUUUAAUGGUCCAGAGCCGUUGAUCGAUUGUAGCUAUACUCAGUACAGGAAGAUCAUUAAAGGGCCACUUCAAAUAUCUCUUCAUCAACAUGAUAAUACGGUUAUUUUAGAAAACAGAUCAAUUUGUAUUGUGCAAAAUGUUAUUAAAAUGGAAAAUGAUGAUUGUUACUUAUUAGUAAAGCCUUUUGAAGUAAUCGAAAAAUUUUUUGAGAGUCCUCGUGCUUCUACAUCAAUUGGUGUUAUACUGUGUUCGCAGUUAUCUUCUCAAAUUUCUCUCAUUAAGCUUGAUGAGGUGGUAGCUAAAUGUUUUAGAAUGCCAUACUGGGCAGAACUUCCGAAAAAAGAUGUAGUUCGUGAUUUUCAUAUCGUAGUUAGUUUGUGGUCUUCGCAUGAAACACUCGCUUAGUUUAAUUUCUUUUAGUAUUUAUAUCAAUUUUUCUUAUUUAAUAUUUUUUCAGAUUACUAAUAUUAUUAGUAGUAGUAAGAUUAUUGCAAUCAUUGUCUCUUAAUUUUAACUGUAUUAAUUAUUGUAAUUUAAUUACUUAGAUGAGUCUCAACAAAAAUCAAGGAGCACUGGAUCCUCGCAUUGCAGACCAAAAUCUGAUGCGGAAAAUGGCUUCGCUGAAAUCUUUUUCCACCAGCAGCUCAAGGAAGCAGAGUGGAAAUCAGCAGCUGCCUCCACGACCACUGCCUCGCUCUGAUUCUAGGGCACACAAAACAUCUGCACAAAAACCCGACAACCAUCCAUACACAGCAACUCAAUCACAAACACCACGACAGAAGACACCCACAACAUACAACCGAACACUGCAUACAGUCACGAAACAAUCACUAAAUUAUCUACAAACACACAAACAACAGCUACCAAACGUUGCACAAACACAGAACGUACAACGCACACAAACAACAUUACAAGAACUCUCGACACAGACACACAAUCCAUCACACGUACAGCAAUUUCAUCGUCGUUUUGUUUCAGAUGUAGUUGGUGCAGUAGAUGGUUUUGAAUUUAUUCCGACAAGAAAAUCAUCCCUUCCACUUGCUUCAGGACCAUCAGUAUCUUCAGCUUCAGCCCAGCUUGCAGCUCCAGAGAAAAACUUAAUCUACGACGCGCUUCUCAGAAUUGAGGAAAAAAUGACGUUGUUCGAUACAAGGCUACAAAACCUCGAAGAACUUGCAACCAAAAUCUAUACAACGACGAAACGAGAGACAAAGAAGAAGAGCAUGGUUAGAAAAGAUCGUCCGGCAUUUCUUCCGUUCUCGACAAAAGAAGAUCUUCUUCUCUUCGAUGAUGCGUCGGAAGACGACUACAAUGCUUUUGUGGACUAUCUAAGUUAUCUGGGAGGAGGCAAUACGUAGCUUCCACGUAUUUUAGAAAAUGCAUCAAGAUGACAGAAGAUCUUUUUUCCAAUCUCACCUGGACUGGAUCGAAAAAACAAAAACUUGUGUCGCUAAAAGAUUCUCGCUUCUCAGCAGCUUGCGAAGGUAUGU
This is a messenger RNA of Nasonia vitripennis (jewel wasp), 2270 nucleotides long. RefSeq lists its product as uncharacterized. The transcript is spliced from 5 exons. Lineage: Eukaryota; Metazoa; Arthropoda; Insecta; Hymenoptera; Pteromalidae. Bases 1326 to 2138 code for a protein of 270 amino acids. The record is from RefSeq and is a predicted model, not a curated record.